CCAAAAUCCUAGCUGGCCUCAGGCAUUCAGAUUCAAACUGUCCACUGUGCAGGCGGCCGCGUACCGAUAUUGCAAUAGAGUGAGAUCGAGCGCGCAUAGCUAGCAACGCCUGGCAGUCUUCGGGCCUUGUUCUCUAGUUUUUCCAAACAUACUUUUUGCAAAAGUUGAUACUCCAUAGGGCAAUUCAAAACUACGCCCCUGCUACCCCGGUUUCUUUUAUCGCAAAAAGCACAGAAGAAAGUGCCGCCUUUUUCCUCCAGGCAUACGCAGAAACAGACCCAAUGAUGCUGGACCAAAAAACAAAUCCAAUCGAAGAGCUAGACGUGAGCUCGCCUCUGGAGAGCGUCAAUGAAGAUGUGGUGACUUCCGGGUCGAGCACCGGCCCCGAACUCUCGAACAUCGAGCCCGAGAACAAGGAGCAUUAUUUUGCCCCCGACCACAAGCCCAAGAUCGAUGUGGGCGAGACUGUUUCCAAGUUUAAGUAUCUCUUGGGGUUGACGAAUUUGUUCCAGCAUUUCAUUGACUCCAGAGCAAAAUCCGACCCUGUGUUUGCAGAAGUCUUGCAGCAUUUGCACAACGACACCAAGCCAAGCCAACUGGCUGCUAACGGAUCACACAGAAGAAGAAAAACCGAGAAGGAGGAGGAUGCUGAACUUUUGAAAACAGACAAGGCGUCCAGCGACAUCACUGAGUUUACCGAAAGCCCCAGCUAUGUCCACGGGGAACUUCGUCCCUACCAGAUCCAGGGCUUGAACUGGUUAAUUUCGCUAUAUCAGAAUAACCUCUCGGGCAUUCUUGCUGAUGAGAUGGGUCUUGGAAAGACUUUACAAACCAUCUCAUUCUUGGGUUUUUUGAGAUACCACAAGAACAUUAAGGGACCGCAUAUCGUCAUUACUCCAAAGUCGACCUUGGACAACUGGGCUAGAGAAUUCCAGAAGUGGACCCCAGACGUUCGCGUCUUGGUCUUACAGGGCACUAAGGAAGAAAGACAAGAUCUCAUUGCCAAUCGCUUGUUGGCAUGCGAUUUUGACGUGGUCGUCGCCUCGUACGAGAUCGUCAUUCGUGAAAAAUCAUCGUUCCGCAAAUUCAACUGGCAAUACAUUGUUAUUGAUGAGGCCCACAGAAUUAAAAACGAGGAGUCUUUGUUGUCUCAGAUCAUCAGGUUGUUCCACUCCAAGAACAGGCUUUUGAUUACGGGUACUCCGUUACAAAACAAUUUGCACGAAUUGUGGGCGUUGCUUAACUUCAUUUUGCCUGAUGUUUUUGGUGAUAGCAAUGCCUUUGACCUGUGGUUUAAUCCCGAGGAAAGCGAAGCCACCAGUGAGAAGCAGGAAGGGAUUGUCGAGCAAUUGCACAAGGUUCUCAAGCCCUUUUUGCUACGCCGUAUCAAGUCAGACGUCGAGAAGUCACUCUUGCCGAAACAAGAAAUGAAUGUUUACAUUGCCAUGUCUGACAUGCAAAGAAAAUGGUAUCAGAAGUUGUUGGAAAAAGACUUGGACGCUGUCAACGGAGCCAACGGGAAGAAGGAGUCCAAGACAAGAUUGCUCAACAUUGUCAUGCAGUUGAGAAAGUGCUGCAAUCAUCCUUAUCUUUUCGAAGGCGCAGAGCCAGGCCCGCCAUUCACGACAGAUGAGCAUCUCGUGUACAAUUCAAAAAAAAUGAUUAUCUUGGACAAGAUCUUGAAGAAGUUUCAAAGAGAGGGAUCGAGAGUGUUGAUUUUCUCUCAAAUGUCGAGAAUGCUUGAUAUUCUUGAGGACUAUUGCAUGUUCAGAUCUUUUGAGUAUUGCAGAAUCGAUGGACAAACUGAUCAUGCGGACAGAGUGCAAGCAAUUGAUGACUAUAAUGCACCAGAAUCGUCCAAAUUUGUUUUUCUUUUGACUACCAGAGCUGGUGGUUUGGGUAUCAACUUGACCUCGGCUGAUAUCGUUGUCCUCUUUGACAGUGACUGGAAUCCACAAGCUGAUCUUCAGGCAAUGGAUAGGGCCCAUAGAAUUGGACAGACCAAGCAGGUGAAAGUCUUCAGAUUUAUCACCGAAAAUGCCAUCGAGGAAAAGGUUUUGGAGAGAGCCACUCAAAAAUUAAGAUUAGAUCAACUUGUGAUUCAACAAGGAAGAAACAGUGGUGGCAUAAAUUCCGGUGGUCAGCAAAACAGUAAAGUUGCAUCGAAGGAUGACUUGUUGGAUAUGAUUCAAUUUGGUGCAGCACAAAUCUUUAAUUCACAGAAUGAUUCUGAAGAGGGGGACGUUGACAUCGAGGCGUUACUUGCGGAAUCCGACAAAAAGACCAAAGAACUUAACAAGAAGUACGAAAAGUUGGACUUGAAUGCUCUUCAAAAUUUUACAAAUGAUGAGUCUGUGUACGAGUGGAAUGGAGAGAACUUCAAGAAAAAAGAACCUACUGCCAUCACGGCUAUCGGUCACGGCUGGAUUAACCCAGCAAAGAGAGAGAGAAAAGAAAAUUAUUCAAUUGAUCUGUACUACAAGGACGUUUUAAGCGCAGGAUCCAAACCAGCUCAAAAGAGUGGUCCUAGACCACCAAAACAGCUAGUGAUUUAUGAUCAUCAGUUCCUCCCCCUCAAACUUUUAGAGCUCCACGACAUGGAAAAGAAUUUUUACCGCAAACAAAUUGGUUAUGUCGUCCCCUUGAAGAGCGGGACUCCAAAAGAUUUAGCUGAGCGAGAAGAAGAACAAAAGUUGGAGCAAGAGGAAAUACUCAAUUCUCGAGCAUUGACUGAUGAGGAGAAGCAGAUGAAGGAAGAACUUUUGACUCAAGGUUUUGGUCAUUGGAACAGACGGGAUUUUACUCAUUUUAUUCUGACUUCAUCGAAAUAUGGUAGAAACGCAAUUGCACUUAUCGCUGCUGAAUUCGAGGAAAAAACAAUUGAAGAAGUCCGAGAGUAUGCUCAAGCUUUUUGGACAAGAUAUGAGGAAAUCGAUGGUUUUGAAAGAUAUAUCAGUCAGAUAGAGAGUGGCGAGGACAAAAUUGCCAAAGUCAAGCUUCAGAAAGAAAGCCUUCGCCGGAAACUUGCUACUUACAGGUAUCCUUUACAAGAGCUUGUUCUCAAAUAUUCUCCGGCUGCCACAACCAAGAAGACAUUCACAGAGGAAGAAGAUCGAUUUUUAAUCGUACAGAUGUAUCGCUUCGGAUUGGAUCGCCCAGAUUUAUUCGAGAGAAUUCGCGAUGCUAUCAGACUGAGUCCACUUCUUAGAUUUGAUUUCUUCCUACAGUCGAGAACUACAUCAGAAUUAUCCAGAAGGUGUACAACAUUGCUUGCGUGUAUUACUAAGGAAAUCAAUCCUGAUCAGACCAUAUCUGCAAAGAAGGAAGGACAGACAAAGAGAAAGCUGGAGACAAGUACUGCCAAGAGCGCUCCGAAAAAGCGGAGCAGGGCAAGAUAGUUUCAUUUCCAUGUUAAGACAUAAAGUUGGCAAAUAGCAUAUGAAUACA
Metschnikowia bicuspidata var. bicuspidata NRRL YB-4993 is the source of this 3447-nucleotide messenger RNA. RefSeq names its product chromatin-remodeling ATPase. Lineage: Eukaryota; Fungi; Ascomycota; Pichiomycetes; Serinales; Metschnikowiaceae. Gene Ontology annotation, molecular function: nucleosome binding; ATP-dependent chromatin remodeler activity; histone binding. Gene Ontology annotation, biological process: nucleosome organization; regulation of transcription by RNA polymerase II. Bases 282 to 3398 code for a protein of 1038 amino acids. Gene Ontology annotation, cellular component: chromatin; nucleus. The record is from RefSeq and is a predicted model, not a curated record. The transcript has 2 exons.